AUGGCAGGGGACGCAUCUGAUCGACCACAUAGAAAAAGUACAUUACACGAGAAACGGCGAGCGGAACGAAGAUCAAGGGCCAUUAUCGCGGAAUCUGAAGCACCUUCUGAUCCAACCGAGUCGCAAACCUUAUCAGUCGAUUCCCUAGCAAGAUUAAAUGAUUCCCUUGAACGAGAGAAGAGAAGGGAGGAGAGGAGGAAGUCAAGGUCGAGGCCACCAGUGAAUGACGGCAAUGGACGAUCGAGGGAAAGAGUGUCACCUAGCAAAGAUAGAAGACGAAGGCAGAGCGGUUAUGCGACAGAGGAUUCUAGCUCCCCGAGUAAAAAUAGAAGGAGGAGAGAAGGCGAUUAUGAUGAGAUUCCAGGUUCACCAAGGAGAGAAAGAAGGAGGCGGGACCAUGGAUAUACCGAUGAUGAAUCUGGUACACCAAAUAAGGACAGAAGAAGGAGAGAACGAGGAUACACCGACGAUGAAUCUGGAUACCCCGGUGAAGAUAGAAAGAAGAGGGAGCGCGAAUAUUCUGAUUACGAGACAGCGGCAGAAACAGCUCUACGUAUUUCAAAACAGAGAAGAAAGCAAAAUGGCAUCCCAGAACCAAAACAAAAUGCUCCGCGUAAAGCGCAACCGACUUUGAAGAUACCAAAUAAAUUCACAGACAAUGAAGCAGUAUAUGAGAAGCCUCGGAAAGAACCUAAAACAAAGAAGCGGAGAGUUGUUAGUGGAGCACUUUUGGAAGAAGGUGAAGGAGAGCUGAAGCAACGAAGAAUAUUCAGCGGUGCAGGACUGAAAAAUGAUUUAAGACAUCUGAAAGGGUUGAGAGGUGGAUUCGCGCCUACGGAAUCAAGCUAUUAUGAGAAGUAUAUCGAAAGUGACGAGGAGUUUAAAAAAAGGCGGAAACGCAUAUGUGGGUUUUCAAACUCUAGGUCGCAAAAAUUAUGUUUAGAGCUGAUAAUGUAUUUAGGGAUUGGACUUGGAAUUGGAGUAGUAAUCUUGAUAAUUAUAAUAGCAGUUGCUGUGAGUGCUAGCAAAAAGCACACAUCAAGCUCCUCGUCGUCUACAGCUCCCACACCAGCGAAUGGAAGUCCUCCAAAUUCAAAUCUUGAUGGCAUGUCAGAAAGUGAUAUUCCAGUUGCAGCUCAAGGGACAUAUUUGGAUCCUUUCACAUGGUACGACACGUUAGAUUUUAAUGUUACUUAUACGAACGAGACUAUUGGAGAUCUUCCAGUAAUGGGUUUGAAUAUUUCUUACAGCGAUGAUGUAGCACCAAAUUCCAAUGCACCCAAAAUAUCUGCAGACUGGGGAGCCUACACUUCAAGACCAGCCAGAGGUGUUAACUUAGGGGGUUGGCUUUCUAUCGAACCUUUUAUUACGCCAUCUCUCUUCAAUUCUUACUCAUCAGCAGAUGGUAUUAUCGAUGAGUGGACACUGACCACUAAGUUGGGUGCCAAAGCAGCUGCAUCUACUCUCGAAAAACAUUAUGCAACCUUCGUCACUGAACAAACAUUUGCCGAUAUCGCCGCUGCUGGUUUAGAUCAUGUUCGAAUACCUUACUCAUAUUGGGCAGUGAUAACUUACGACGAUGAUCCCUAUGUUUUUCGCACCUCAUGGCGCUACCUUCUCCGUGGUAUAGAAUGGGCUCGCAAGCAUGGUCUUCGCAUUAACCUCGAUCUUCACGGACUUCCUGGAUCCCAAAAUGGUUGGAAUCACUCCGGUCGUCAAGGACUUGUUGGUUGGUUAAAUGGAACCAAUGGCGACCUAAAUGCUCAACGUAGUAUUGAAAUCCACGAUCGACUCUCCAAGUUUUUUGCUCAAGAUCGUUACAAAAAUAUUCUUACUUUCUAUGGCCUGGCCAACGAACCUAGAAUGACAGCAAUCGAUCCUAAUUCUGUUUUGAACUGGACAUCCGUUGUGACGGAUUUAGUGGUGAAAAAUGGCAUCACAGCGCAGGUCGUAAUUGGAGAUGGAUUUCGAGGGCUCGAAAAUUGGCACGGUGAUUUGACUAGUUAUGACAAUUUAAUUCUAGAUGUUCAUCAAUAUGUCAUCUUCAACAAUGGUCAAAUUCUUUACAACCAUACGGAAAAAGUUAAUUAUGCCUGUACUGGCUGGACUCAGCAAACCGAAUUAUCCAUGAAUAAAAAUACGGGAUUCGGGCCCACGAUGGUUGCAGAAUGGUCUCAAGCCGAUACGGAUUGCGCAACCUAUCUCACGAAUGUGAAUCAAGGGAAUAGAUGGGAAGGUACAUAUAAUUCUGGAGAUCCAUCAACAGAGCGGUUGACGCCAGAUUGUCCCACACAGGAUAAUACAUGUAGUUGUACGAACGCAAAUGCAGAUCCAAGUACCUAUAGUGAUACGUACAAGAGCUUUUUGAAGAUGUUUGCCGAAGCGCAGAUGCAUAGUUUUGAGUUGGGUUGGGGCUGGUUUUAUUGGACUUGGGCUACGGAAACUAGUGAGGGGGGUGGAACACAGUGGAGUUAUCAGAGAGCAUUAGCAGCAGGCAUUCUUCCAAAACUAGCAUACCAACCGGAUUUUAACUGUUCAACGACAAUUCCGAGCUUCAGCGAUUUACCCGAGUACUAUUAG
Molecule: messenger RNA, 2580 nt
Organism: Sclerotinia sclerotiorum 1980 UF-70
Lineage: Eukaryota; Fungi; Ascomycota; Leotiomycetes; Helotiales; Sclerotiniaceae
Exons: 2
Coding region: 1-2580 (859 amino acids)
Biological process (GO): glucan catabolic process
Cellular component (GO): cell surface; extracellular region
Molecular function (GO): beta-glucosidase activity
Source: RefSeq, a predicted model, not a curated record